Molecule: messenger RNA, 294 nt
Organism: Gongylonema pulchrum
Lineage: Eukaryota; Metazoa; Nematoda; Chromadorea; Rhabditida; Gongylonematidae
Source: the annotation of a GenBank genome assembly
GAGUGCCAGUCAGUGCAUUACGCUCGCCCUCCGUACCAAGUGCUAAUUAGGACUUCCGAACGAUUUAAAUUGCUGCGAGCAAGCAUCCGAGAACAUCCGAUGGCGGCUUCCUUCGCCUGGAUAAUUUUUGGCUGCAGCGGCCGAAUGCAAAUUUUACUUCUCUACUGGAUAGUAGUGCUUGAAAUUGGUGUUUGUAAAAUGCAUCGUUUUUUACCGCCACCAAAAUGUCAGCGGAUCACUGUGGAACAGUGCAAGGAUCUGCCCUACAAUGAAACAAGGUUAGAAUUCUUUUAA